CCACAACAACGUACGCACUCGGGCACUCCACUGCAAACCCACUUCAGCACUGGAAAGUAAAGACAUGAUCAGACGAGCCAAUUAAGCAAAGAACUGGGUCACAAUGGCAGCAGCUCCCGCCAUCUCAUCCGUGCUCCGCCUCCUCCCUCUCCUCCUCCUCGCCGCCUCUGCCGACGCCGCCACCUUCACCGUCACCAACAAGUGCCCGGACACCGUGUGGGCGGCGGCCGUGCCGUCCGGCGGCGGGAAGCAGCUGGACCCGGGGCAGCAGUGGGUGAUCGACGUGCCGGCCGGCACGACGGGCGGUCGGGUGUGGGCGCGCACGGGGUGCAGCUUCGACGGGGGCGGCAGGGGCCAGUGCCAGACGGGCGACUGCGGCGGCGUGCUGCAGUGCACGGCGUACGGGCAGCCGCCCAACACGCUCGCCGAGUUCGCGCUGAACCAGUUCAACAACCUCGACUUCUUCGACAUCUCCCUCAUCGACGGCUACAACGUGGGCAUGGACCUCCUCCCCGACGGCGACGGCGCCGGGUGCACCAAGGGCGGGCCUCGGUGCGAGGCGGACGUGGCGGCGCAGUGCCCCGGCGAGCUGAGGGCGCCCGGCGGGUGCAACAACGCGUGCACGGUGUUCAAGCAGGACCAGUACUGCUGCACCGGCUCGUCGGCGGACAACUGCGGCCCGACCGACUACUCCAGGUUCUUCAAGGGGCUCUGCCCCGAUGCCUACAGCUACCCCAAGGACGACCAGACCAGCACCUUCACUUGCCCGGGCGGCACCAACUACCAGGUCGUCUUCUGCCCAUGAUCAACAGGAAGAGAGCAUCUGAGUGAUCUUGGCAGCUAGUAGUAUAUGUAAACAAUAAAUAAGCAUACUAUCCCUUGUGCAGGAUUUGUAUCGGAAUAAGAAAAGAAGCUACUGAUCCGUGUAAUGAAGUUGGACCAUGCAUGAUAUGGUUAUCCAUAUGCAGAAUUCGUUCAUAAUUGAAGUGAUUUUUUCACGUA
Molecule: messenger RNA, 1002 nt
Organism: Oryza brachyantha (malo sina)
Lineage: Eukaryota; Viridiplantae; Streptophyta; Magnoliopsida; Poales; Poaceae
Product: alpha-amylase/trypsin inhibitor-like
Exons: 1
Coding region: 104-805 (233 amino acids)
Biological process (GO): defense response
Cellular component (GO): extracellular region
Source: RefSeq, a predicted model, not a curated record